Molecule: messenger RNA, 912 nt
Organism: Phaeodactylum tricornutum CCAP 1055/1
Lineage: Eukaryota; Bacillariophyta; Bacillariophyceae; Surirellales; Neidiaceae
Exons: 1
Coding region: 59-856 (265 amino acids)
Cellular component (GO): mitochondrial matrix
Source: RefSeq, a predicted model, not a curated record
CUUUUAUAACGUGAGGUUGACAAUAAUUGGGAGUCCAAUACUGUUUUCAUAUCCUACCAUGAAUUCCGUGAUCAGAACUAACUUGUUGCGUCUCAGCCCACGUUGGAGCGCUCGCUCGGUAUCGCUGUUGGCUUCCAAGCCCGUGUCGCCGACGUGGUCGAAUCUCAUGGGCGCUUCCUCAGUUUCUCCUUCGGCCCGUUUCUUUUCAGCUUCGGAAAAGCUCGUUACUCUCUUGGGCCGUGAAUACUCAGAGGAGAUUCAAAAUGAGACAAACAAAAUGCCUGCUGAGCUCAUCAAGUUGCAGUCAGAUCUUGAGAAGGAGUGGAAGAUUGUCGACGACGGCGCCAGUACACGCAUGUUCCGAACCGCCGGCCCCACCAAGAUUCAAGUCUCGUUCCAUUGCCAAGACUCCGUGGAAUCCGAUGACUACCCAUACAGUGACAAUGAAGAAUUUGAAGGUGAGGAAGGUAAUGAAAAUGCCGAAGCUACCGGAGAAGACAAUGAUUCCUUGGAACCUUCCGUUCCAGUUCGAUUUUCCGUCACGGCGACCAAGGCCGGCAAGAGUCUUGUCUUGGUAUGCCUGUCGGAGGACGCGUCUCCACGCAUCCACUCGGUCAGCAUCUCAACUCAGGAUGUGGAAGUGAUUCAUCAAACAGGGAUCGGAGCGACUCAGUAUCAGGGACCAGAAUUCGGGGAGCUUGCAGAAGAUUUGCAGGAGGCCUUUCAAAAUUUUUUGGAGCAAGAUGUGGGUAUUAGUCAAGAAGUUGCCUCGUUUGUUGCCAUGAUGGCAGAUUACAAAGAGCAAGCUCAAUACACGCAAUUCUUGGAUGAUGCGAAGGCGAUUCUUUCGAAGUAGGUUGGCUUUGAACCUUUCUUGAGAGGUCUGGCACUAUCUCUAUCUUUUAGACGAGU